UUCCCUAAGGCUUAGUUAAGCCCCGCCCACUGCGGUUCUAGCAUCGGUGGUCUGUUAAGAUGGAAACGUCGAUAACAUCCUGAUUCUGCUAUUAAAUUUGAAAUAUCAUAUACCAAAAUGGAGAAUGACUAACAUGCUUUCUCCUGGUAGUUUUAUUUUUUGUCUGUUUUGUUUGUAACAAAAGUUAUCAACUCACCUGUAAAUUUUUUUUAAGUCAGAGACUGGUACAUGUACUGUACGGAUAAAAGCUAAGCCGAUUACGUUUGAUGUCCACUGUCCGGUCCUGUGUAUUCGGGCGCGAGCUAUUUCUGAUAGAUAGAUUCGAUCUAUUUAUUUAUUUCCAGCCCUUUCCUAAUCCGAAAACAUGGAGACCUACUACAACCACCACCGUCACCACCGGUCACGAUAAUUCGACCAACGACACAUGGCCGGAUAUAACGUCAUCGCCCGUCCCUCGGGAAUUGUUCACGACGACGACGACGACGACUUCUACAACAGACUCUCUGCUAAACUCCAGGAUCAGAGUCUUAAGCAUCAUUAUUGCGGUUCUGGUGACGGUGGUGAUUGUUCUCGGGGUACUGCUCACCCUUCGCCGCGGAUGCGGCAAAGUCUGCAGGAGAAGAAGGAAGCCAUCAAAACUUAAACCUCUGCCUCCUGCUGAAACCCUAUACGGGAACGCCUUUUCGAUAGACGACGAGGAAGAGUGUGUUGGUUCAAGUUCAUUGGAACUGCAGGAAUCUCCCCGAAGACGCCACCGCAAAGAAAAGAAAAAUUGACUGACCGUGUUAGUUUUGAGAUUUUCUGUGUGCACGUGUAUGACGUAUCUAGAUACCGAAACAGUUUUGUAGAUUUCAUCUGAAUGUGUAGACACUGCAUCAGUUAAAAUGUUUGUAUGUAUGUAUGUAUCUGAAUGUAUCAGUUAAAACGUAGGUGUAGAUGCUGUAUCAGUCAAAAUGUAUGUAUGUACAUGUAUAUUGUAUCAGUUAAAUUUUAUGUAUGUAUGGUGUAUCUGAGUCUGUAGAUACUGUGUCAGUUAAACUGUAUGUAUGGUGUACGUAUGAUGUAUCUAAAUGUGUAGAUAUCAUGACAGUUUGUAGGUAUAGGUUUGAUGUAUCUGAAUGUCUUUGUGUGUAGAUGAUACUUGAAAGCGCGUUGGUUUCAAAGUGCAAAGAUACUGUAUGUAUCUGUACAAAUCUGUAUGCGUAUCUGAGUUUGAAGAUACAAAUAGGUUUGUGAGAGUGUGAGUGUGAGUGUGUGUUUGUGUGAGGGUUUGUGUGUGUUUGUGUGAGGGUUUGUGUGUGUGUGUGUGUGUGUGUGUUUGUGUGUGUGACUAAAUGAUAUACACGUAUUAACGAUAAUAAAAUUUAAGAAAAACCAAAUAUAUAUGCUGUUAUUUAUUUAUUUUCCCUCUUCUAUAGAGAAAAUUCUCAGAGAUAAGUCUCAGUUAUGGAGACACUGUAACUCAGUUAUGGAGACACUGUAAAUCAGUUAUGGAGACACUGUAACUCAGUU
Molecule: messenger RNA, 1512 nt
Organism: Pecten maximus
Lineage: Eukaryota; Metazoa; Mollusca; Bivalvia; Pectinida; Pectinidae
Exons: 2
Coding region: 267-776 (169 amino acids)
Source: RefSeq, a predicted model, not a curated record